AUGGCUGGACUACUUUCUUCCAUCUCCGUUUCGCUUCUCUCCUUGUCUCUCUUUGCUGCUGCUUUUCCGACCAAUUCUCUCCUUCCGCGCGACACCAAUGAUACCUACGUUGCUCCUACGUUUGAUAUCCGGGAGGGCGUUCCUCCGUUGAACUAUCAGCCUCAUAAAACUGGCAUCCAGUACACAAUCAAGAACGAGUCCGCCCAGCCAUGGCUUCACCUCUCAGAGCCAGCCACCCAUGCGGUGAACGCUCCCGAAGCAAGCUGCUCCUCUCUCACCCCGAACAACCCCACGCAGUGGUGGUAUGAAGCCAUCACCCACAACGGCGAGGCUUCCUACAUGGACUCGUCCUACAAGAACAACUACGUUGUCUUCCGAAAUGUCGUCACUGACUUUGGGGCCGACAACACUGGUUCCAAGGAUGCGUCUGCUGCCAUCCAGAAUGCUAUCAAUGCUGGAGCAUCGAACGGCCCUGCGAGGACCACCAACUCGAUGGGAACGACCGGCCAGCCAGCCGUCGUGUACAUCCCAUCCGGAACGUACUUGAUGACGGGCAGUCUUCAGCUGUACGUGGGCACCGUGCUCGUGGGCGACCCGAUCAACCCGCCCGUUCUCAAGGCCGCCGCCAACUUCCCCAACGACCACAUCAUCUACGGCAAGGACCCGAACCAGCAGGGCACGGUGAACUUUUACAUCGCCAUCAAGAACAUCGUCAUCGACUCGACGGGCGUCGACGCGGCGCAGAACAUUGCCCUGCUGGACUGGACCGUCAGUCAGGCGACGCAGCUGACCAAUGUCGUCUUUAACAUGCCGGACUACUCGAACCACAUUGGAGUGACCAGUCAGUAUGGUUACAACAGUAACACGAUUCUGAACGACCUCGUCUUCUACGGCGGAAAGUUCGCGCUGCAGCUCAGCGGCCAGCAAUGGGUGCUGAAGAACAUCAGCAUCGACGGCGCCAACGUCGGCAUGAGCAUCGGAGGACAGAACCUGGUGGUCGUAGACUCGCAGUUCCAAUACGUCGCCACGGGCAUUGAUGCCAGCGGUAUCAGCGGAUCGCUGACGGUGAUCGACUCGAGUGGCAGCAACCUGGGCACGUUGAUUAGUAGCAGCAGCUCCAGUGGCGCGGGGAACUCGAUCAUCCUGGACAAUGUCCAGAACAGUGGGAAUACCGUCACGCUGGGUGGGAAUGUUGUUUUGACUGGCAGUGUGACGGAUACCUGGGUGUAUGGAAAUGAGUACGCAUCCGGAAGCAGCACCGCCCAACAUGAAUCCGGACAGACGGUGAACACACCCCGUCCUGCAUCUCUCGUCUCCAACGGCAAGUACUUCACAAUGCCUCCGCCGACCUUCCAACAAUACUCUGUCGACGACGUGAUCAACAUCAAAUCCGUUUCCGGUCUGCCCGUCUACGGCGACGGCGUCACCGACGACACGGCCAACAUCAAUGCCAUCCUGCAGCAAUACGCGGGCUGCAAGAUUAUCUACUUCCCUGCGGGAACGUAUAUCGUGACCAACACCAUCUUCGUUCCUGCCGGCUCCCGCAUCUACGGCGAUGCCUAUGCUUCGGCCAUUUCUGCCAUUGGUUCGAACUACUACAAUCCCGACGCCCCUGGAACAAUGGUCCAGGUGGGCAACCCUGGUGAUGUCGGUGUUGCGCAGAUUGUCGACAUGCUGUUCACGGUGGCGGAUGUGUUGCAGGGGUGCAAGCUGGUUGAGGUUAACAUUGCCGGCUCCUCGCCCGGCGACGUCGGGUUCUGGAACUCUCAUUUCCGGAUCGGCGGCGCCGCAGGCAGCAAAGUCGAAACCAACUGCGCCGGCACUCCCGACGAGUGCAAAGCCGCCUGGGGCGUGAUCCAUCUGACCAACACAUCCUCGACGUAUAUCGAGAACAUGUGGGGAUGGACGGCCGACCACGACCUGGACGGCGGCAACGGGCAGACAAUUUCAACAGGCCGGGGCAUGCUGGUCGAGGCGACCAAGGGGACAUGGCUGGUCGGCACGGCCUUCGAGCACCACACGCUGUACCAGUACAACUUCAACUCAGCGCAGAACGUCUUCUCGGCAUUCCAGCAGAGCGAAACGCCUUACUGGCAGGGACCCGGUAACGACCUCGCGCCCGCGCCGUGGACCGACAACCUCAUCGCCAGCGACCCGGAUUUCACGAACUGCGCCGCAGACGACGGCAAAUGCCGGAUGGCGUGGUUCGAGCACGUCAGGGACUCGUCGAACCUGUUCCUGUACGGCGGGUGUGUCUGGACGUUCUUCGACGACAACAACGGCAACUGCAACGGCGACUGUCAGGAGAACGCCAUCCAGAUCCUUUCGUCCUCGUCGCUGUACUUCUACGGCACGAACACAAAGGCCGUGACGAACGUGUUUGUCGAGGACUCGACGGCGAUAGCGACGGAGAGUGCGAACGCGGGUGGAUGGGGAGCUGUCGUUGCGGCGUAUCUGCAUGAUACGUAG
Molecule: messenger RNA, 2469 nt
Organism: Rasamsonia emersonii CBS 393.64
Lineage: Eukaryota; Fungi; Ascomycota; Eurotiomycetes; Eurotiales; Trichocomaceae
Product: Glucan endo-1,3-beta-D-glucosidase
Exons: 6
Coding region: 1-2469 (822 amino acids)
Molecular function (GO): polygalacturonase activity
Source: RefSeq, a predicted model, not a curated record